Schistocerca nitens (vagrant locust) is the source of this 2055-nucleotide messenger RNA. RefSeq names its product solute carrier family 22 member 7-like. Gene Ontology annotation, cellular component: membrane. Lineage: Eukaryota; Metazoa; Arthropoda; Insecta; Orthoptera; Acrididae. The transcript has 9 exons. Gene Ontology annotation, molecular function: transmembrane transporter activity. Gene Ontology annotation, biological process: transmembrane transport. The record is from RefSeq and is a predicted model, not a curated record. Bases 1 to 2055 code for a protein of 684 amino acids.
AUGGACGUCAGUGCCGUCAUAGCUGACGACCUACAAGAGUCCAGCCAAUCUACGAAAACAGUUGAAGUUGCACCGAAACAGGCACCUGCAACUGUAAAGGCAGCAGAUCCACCGGAAAUUGAAGACCGACACACCUUACAGGAAAGCGACACUAACUUGGAUACUGAAGAAAGUCCGUCGAGAGGCAAUUCUCCAAAGAAAAAUAAGAAACGCCGGCUGGCGCGCAAAGGUGCAGAGGAGACAGCUCCCACACUCCAACAAAAAGCGAAGGAAAUAGGUAGUACAUUAAGCCAACAGUUCUAUAGCAACACGAAAGCGACACCAGUUUCUGAGGAGGGUUCCCCUUCCGCGCUGGAAAAACGAGACGUCCAAGGAAAGCCAACAAAGAAAGCAUCUACCCACCCCCAAGAAACGAGUCACUCUCCUGAAGCUUCACUCGUCCCACCCACGACGACAACCUCAACCACCUGGGCAGGCGAAAGCGACCAUAACAAUGCCGACGAAGAAAUGACAGAAGUUUCAGAAACUAAGACAGACUGUAAGCUAGCCCCACAGGAGAACAAUGGAACUCUGGAAACGAGCCCAAAACCAUUGUCCACUCCCGCAUUUGAGGAAGUGCUGGAGUUCAUCGGGUCCAGAGGGAAGUUUCAGACGAGACUCAUAAUCGUGUUCAUCUGCGUUGGCCCGUGCAUGAAUGUGAUGAGUGUGAACCUAUUCUAUCUCGCAAUGCAGACUCCCAAUCAUUGGUGCCAUGUCCCUGGCAGAGAAAAUACCAGCCUGUCUCUGGAAGAAUGGAAGAACAUCACCAUACCCAGGGAAGGACCGUCCUUUAGCAAGUGCCUGAUGUACAACGAGAGCGAUGUGCUCCACUUGAGCAACAGGACGGAAUCAGUGAAGUGUCAGUACGGAUGGGAAUACGACAAAACGUGGUUCAUCAGGACAGCUCCGUCACAGAUGAACUGGGUCUGUGAUAACCAGCAGGCCAUCAACGACAUCUUGUUCUACUCGCAGAAUAUUGGCGUGGCGCUGGGCUUACUCUUCGGUUACAUAGGUGACAUGUACGGCCGGCGUCCGCAGCAGUUCCUGUGCCUGGUCGCCCACGUGGCCAGCAGGCUGCUGAUCGUCCUCGCUCCAGACGUCGUUGUACUCUUCAUCCUGGCCGAGUCUCUGGUGUCAGCCGUCGCUGGACCUAUGCUAGAAUCUGCCUUGGCCGUUGGGCUGGAACUAACUGACGUGAGAUACCGGACUACAAUGAACCGCUAUGCAUCAUGCAGCAUGGCCACUGGAAUGAUGGCGACCGGUUUGGUGGCAUGGAUUAUGCCUGACUGGACCUACUGUCUGUCGUUCGCUACUGUCAGCUGCCUUGCAUUGCUGCUUUUUUUCAGCUGGUUUCCCGAGUCACCACGCUGGCUGGCAUGCAGAGGCCGCCAGCAGGAGACGAUGCGACUGCUGCGCCGCAUCGCGGCCACCAACGGCACUACAGUACCUCCAUUCGCCUCGUCUGUGGUUCGGGCCUUGGGCAAGAGCAAGACAGACAGGAGGGGGUUCCUGAGCCUCUUCUCUAGCCGGAAUGUCUUCAAGAAUUCUGUGCUGCUGAUCAUCGCAAGGUCGGUGUACCUUCUCACCAUGUUCUCUCCAGUGCUGGCUGUGAGCAGUCUGAGCGUGAACCCAUUCCUGACAGUGUCCGCGCAGGGUGGCGCGCAGUUCGUCUCCUACUGUGUGGCGAACUUCUGCGCAUCCCGCAUCGGUCGACGAUGGUCUGGUGUAGCCGCUCCAUUACUGGCGGCAAUUGCAAGUGGAGUCAUCUUCUGUAUGCUAACUGUGGACAUCGCUGGUCCAGCCCUCAUGGCGAUGAUAAUGGUGAUGCAGUUUAGCACAACAAUCAGCUUCAGUGUUGCCAACCUGCAGAGCGUCGAGGUGCACCCCACAUGCCUGCGCCAGAUAGCGGCCUGCGUCGAAUGGGCCAUCGCCGGAGUUGCCAUGUCUGCGCUGCCCUACUUGGCCCUCAUGGAGCUAACAGCUGACUGCCACAAUCUAAAAUUGCCCCCACUAUGA